UUCUUGCCGUCGCCUUUUGGUCGCGUGCCCUUUUCCCUCUCUUGUGUCGUCCCAACGGUGCGUCUGAGAGAUACAGCGCACUGCCUCUGCAACUAGACGGAUACGCUACCGCCGUCCCCCUUUGCUUUCGGGUCGUCGGGCGUCCUGCUUGCAUCCAUCUUUGUGCCGAUCCCACCCCUCGUGACGACACGGCCGCCGCAUCACCCACGACUCCGACCCGAGCGUCGAUUUCCAUUCGUAUCUCAAAACUUGCCAUUGCCUGCUGCGAGCGAAUUACAAGUUUGAACAAGGAAGGCCGUGCGUCGAUCGAGACCGCUGGAGCAGCGAUCCGAUAGCGGCAACUGCGUCCUCCGUUGCACUUUCCUCAACCUUCGGGGCCCCCCCUCCUCCCCUCAACUUUAAUCCCCCGCCACGUCAUUGCGCCAAUCCAGGCACUCCCGCCGCGGCGCCAUUCUCUCCCUCCCUCGACAUAUACACAAACACACACACACACAAUGGCGAUCCUCGACACGACAAAAGACCUCGCCGCGCAGUUCGUCCAGCAGGCGCAGGCGACACCCAACGCUGUGGCCCUCGAGGACGAGAAUGUCUCCCUGACCUACGCCGACCUCGACCGCGAGACAUGGGCUCUCGCCGACAAGCUGCGCCAGUAUGGCGUCGGCCGCGAAGACCUCGUUGGUGUCCUCAUGGGCCGCAGCGCCGAUAAUGUCAUCGCUUUCCUUGCCGCGUUGCGCGCGGGAGGCGCGUAUCUCGUCCUCGAGUUGGCCUACCCGGCUGGUCUGUUGCGGGAUGUGAUAGAUGACGCGAACCCCAAGGUCAUUGUCACACAAAAGGCCCACGCAGGCAACAUCAAGGCCGACGUCCCCGUCAUUAUCAUCGACCAGCCCGAUGCGACGAGCAUCGGUGCCCAAAAGCCCGUCCUACUGUCCGCCGAGAUGUACGCGCCACUACCCUGUGAGGAGGAUAUUGACCGUCUCGCCUUUGUGUCGUACUCGUCGGGUACGACGGGCCAGCCAAAGGGCAUUGCGAAUCCGCACAAGGCGUCGAUUCUCUCGUACGACCUGCGAUUCAAUCUACAGGACCUCCAGCCCGGCGACAGGGUGGCUUGCAACGUCUUCUUCGUGUGGGAGAUGCUGCGGCCGCUGCUGCGCGGUGCGACAACGGUCGCCGUGCCCGACCAUGCGAGCUACGAUCCCGUCGGCUUGGUCGAUUUCCUUUCUUCUCGAAACAUUACUGAUACCCUCAUGACACCCACACUCCUCGCGACCGUUCUGUCUCGACACUCGAACCUCGGCGAGAAGCUGCCACACCUCAAGUCGCUGUGGCUGAAUGGUGAGGUGGUGACGACUGAUCUAUGCCGAAGGGCUUUUGCUGCGCUGCCUCAAACUCGCCUGCUCAACGUGUACAGCGCCAGUGAGACGCACGAGGUCGCUGCAGGCGAUAUCAAGACCUUUGUCGACUUCGAGGCCCGCAUUUGCCCUGUCGGCCCACCUCUGGAUCCCGAACACAUCUAUAUCCUCGACGUGGCUGGCAACAGGGUAGCAGUUGGUACGAGCGGCGAGCUCUACGUCGGAGGCGAGCUGCUGGCCCGUGGCUACCUCAACCUUCCCGAGACGACGGCCAAGGCCUUCCAGGUGGAUCCUUUCGAGUCCCGACCGGAUGCCCGCAUGUACCGCACCGGAGACAUGGCGCGGCUGUUGCCCUCGGGGCUUCUGGAGAUUACUGGCCGUGUGGGCGGCAUGAUCAAGACGCGAGGCUACACGGUUCAGCCCGGCGCUGUCGAGACGUCCAUCGUCAAGUACCUUGCCGUGCGUGACUGCGCUGUUGUUGCGCGAGGCGAGGGUCUCGAGAAGCAGCUUGUGGCCUACGUGGUGCCAGACAAGGGCGAACCUCGUGGUCGCACCGUGUUGGUGGUUGAUGAGUCCGGCUACAGCCCUGUGGCGCGUCGAGCCCUCUCGGAUCACCUGGCGCAUUACAUGAUUCCGCCCCUGUGGGUGGAACUCGAUGAGCUUCCAACUCACGGCGUGUCUGGCAAAGUCGAUCUCAAGGCUCUUCCCCCGCCGCCAUCCCCCAAAACUCCCGCCGUCAAGGACAAGAAGAAGGAGCAUGACACCAAGAUUAAGAUGGACACAAUUGUCAAAAUGUGGGCUGCGUCGCUCAAUGUCCCCGUCAGCGCCAUCACUCCGAACCAUAGCUUCUUCGAUCUCGGCGGCCACUCGCUCAUUUUGGCAGACUUGGCCGGCCGACUCACACGCGCAUUCGGCUUCCCAGUUCCUCUGGCACCCCUGGCCGGUACACCUACGCUCGAGGGACACCUAGAUGCCGUGAGAGCGGCUCGAGAUGGUCACACCGCCGCCGUCCAGGCCGACUUGCCUGCCGUCCUGCGCGCCGACUGCAUCCUACCCGAUGAGAUCCAGUCCAACGGCACGCCCUUGCGCAGACUAAACGACGCCGACACUGUUCUGCUUACUGGCACCACUGGCUACCUCGGUGCUUUCCUCCUGAAGGCCAUUCUUGAGAACACUUCUGCCCAUGUUCUCUGCCUUGUGCGAUUCACAGAGCCAGCAGAAAACUACCGGCCGGCCGGUAUCGCUCGUAUCCGCAAAAAUCUCAUCGACCUGGGCAUUUGGGACGACACCAUGUUGGAUCGCAUGGAAAUCGUGCCCGGUAACCUGGCGCGAAACCGACUUGGUCUGUCGCCCGAGGCAUUCAGCGAGCUCGCCUCCCGCGUUGAGGUCAUCAUCCACGCCGCGGCCACGGUGAACCUGGUGUACCCCUACGCUGCGCUGAGAAACGCCAACGUGGGCGGCACACGUGAGAUCUUGCGCUUGGCUUCCCGCGCCGGAGCGACUGUGCACCACGUUUCUACAAACGGCGUGCUGCCCCCCUCGAUCAAGGGCUGGAACGAAGAAACCAUGCUCGAUAUUGACGCUGUUCCGGAGAAGCUGCUGGACGGCUAUGGUCAGACCAAGUGGGUUGCGGAAAUGCUCGUCUACGAGGCCGGGCGACGCGGCAUCCCAGUCAAGGUCUACCGCCCCGGCACAAUCAGUGGCCACAGUAUCACAGGCUCUACGAACACCUACGAUCUCCUGAAUGCUCUCUUCGUGGAGUCCCUCCACCUUGGCUACGCGCCCGAGGUAGACAGCUGGCUCGCCGAAAUGACGCCCGUUGACUUCGUGAGCGACGCCAUCAUCACACUCGCCAACCACCCGGACACAAAGCAGCGCCUAUAUCAUCUGGGAGAUCCCAAUCCCGUGACCGCGAACGAGGUCUUUGACAGCCUCAACGCCUUGGGCUAUCCAACCAAGAAGCUGCCUUUUGACGACUGGGUCGCGCUAUGGAACGAGAAGCGCGGCUCGCGAGUCGAGGAUAACCCUUUCACCGUUGAUAUUCUGCGUGGCGGCAUGCCGACGGUGGAUACGCUGCAGUGUGUGACGGUUCUCAAGGAUGAUGCUACACAACCUGCCUUGGACAUAUACGGUCUUAAGCGCCCCAAGAUUGAUACGAACCUAUGGGAGACAUACGCGCGUCACUUCUAUGCGCGUGGCUGGCUGCCCCGUCCGCCCCGUCGGCUGCACGUCAACGGCAACGGGAUUCACUCCAGCGCUAAAAAGGGCCGCCUGGCCGGCAAGGUCGCCGUCGUGACAGGCGCGUCGUCGGGGAUGGGCGCCGCAGUGGCCACCAAACUGGCUGGAGAGGGAGCGCAUGUUGCCAUCGCAGCGCGCCGCAAGGACAAGCUGGAGGAGCUCAAGAACAAGCUUGCCGGGAGCUGCGGCAAAAUUCUCGCGCAUCCGACAGACGUGACGAGUGCAGAGCAAGUGCAGUCGCUCAUGAAGACGGUCACGGAGAAGCUCGGCGAUAUCGACAUCCUGGUGGUGUGCGCCGGCGUCAUGUACUUUACACUCAUGGCCAACGCCCAGACGGAGGAGUGGGAGCGCACGGUCGACGUCAACUGCAAGGGCCUGCUGCACUGUCUGGGAUCCACCGUGCCGGGCUUCUUGAAGCGCGGUAAGGGGCACAUCGUGACCAUCUCGUCGGACGCGGGCCGCAAGGUGUUCCCUGGGCUGGGAGUGUACUCAGGCAGCAAGUUCUUCAUCGAGGCGACGCUGCAGGCGCUGCGGCUGGAGACGGCGAACUCGGGCUUGCGCGUGACGUCGAUCCAGCCAGGCAACGUGGACACGGACCUGCUCGGCAUCUCAACGGACCAGGAGGCGCUCAAGAAGUACGGCGAGCCGUCGGGCGCCAAGGUGCUGGACGCGGAGGACGUUGCGGGCGCCAUCAUGUACGCGGUGUUGCAGCCGGAGCAUGUGGCGGUGAAUGAGGUGCUCAUCGAGCCGCGUGAGGAACCAAUUUAACAUGGGGAGUGAAAAGAUGACGAAUGAGGAGUUUCAACACUAGGAGUGGGAGGCUUUAUACCACGCUGACCAUUGGAUAUGGUGGCGGGAGCGAAUAUGACGGACCGAGAGAGACUCAGCUUGAUGCAUAAUCGUAAUAUACAGACAUGUAUUGACGAGAGCUUGUUUUCUUCAUGCGAUCAAGUGCUUCAGUCUGUAUGGUGAGACUUGACAGAUGCGGGUUGGCU
Purpureocillium takamizusanense is the source of this 4582-nucleotide messenger RNA. Its product is annotated as putative NRPS-like protein biosynthetic cluster. The record is from RefSeq and is a predicted model, not a curated record. Gene Ontology annotation, molecular function: phosphopantetheine binding. NCBI's taxonomy places the organism in Eukaryota, Fungi, Ascomycota, Sordariomycetes, Hypocreales, Ophiocordycipitaceae. The transcript has a single exon. Bases 495 to 4355 code for a protein of 1286 amino acids.